GAGUUUUAUAGAUUCUCUGUUAUCAUCAACAUUCGAGUUUAUAGUAUUUUAAGCAACAAUUAAGUGUUUAUUAAAAACACGGAUGAAUUAAUGUAAAUGUAUUGGUGAAAACACAAAAUCAUUCCGUAAUAGAUAUCUCAUGAUUUACUAGGCCUAAAUUAUAAAAUGGGUGGUUUAUUUAGUUACUUUAGAGGAUUGUUAGGGGCGCGUGAAAUGAGGAUAUUGAUCCUCGGAUUGGACGGCGCCGGUAAAACUACUAUAUUGUACAAACUGCAAGUUGGGGAGGUGGUAACUACUAUACCAACCAUCGGGUUCAAUGUAGAACAAGUUACGUACAAAAAUUUAAAGUUCCAGGUUUGGGAUCUUGGUGGACAGACUAGUAUUAGGCCAUAUUGGCGAUGUUACUACGGAAACACAGAUGCAAUAAUUUAUGUGGUAGAUUCUGCAGACAGAGAUCGAAUAGGCAUAUCCAAGGAUGAACUGGUGCAUAUGUUAAGAGAGGAGGAACUUGCAAAUGCGAUUCUAGUGGUCUUAGCAAACAAGCAAGACAUGGCAGGCUGCCUAACAGUGGCAGAAGUACAUCAGGCAUUAGGGUUGGACGCCCUCCGCGAUAGAACUUUCCAGAUAUUUAAAACGUCGGCUGUAAGGGGCGAAGGGCUGGACCAAGCGAUGGACUGGCUAUCUGAUGCAUUACAAGCUAGGAAAUAACAUAGAGAGGCUGUUAUAUUUGAAGAUACGAAGGACAGGAUCGAAGGAAAAAUCAAGAUUGGAAUGGAGAGACAUAAAUUAUCUAUUAGUCAUACGUUUAUUGCCUUUAAGUUAGUACUUAGCGUCGCCGCCAUAUUCUAGUAUCUGUAAGAGUUUAACAGAGUGGCUAAGAAACAGUCCACCUGAUGUUUUGCGAUCACAGUGAUUUCAACUCCAAACAUGACAUUGUCAUCCCUGAACAAUGUGAUGCCUUUUGAUCUAUAUUUGUGGUUACUUUUUUAUUGGUAUUGUCAUCUAUGCAUCCACAAUUAAGUCUGUUAUUAAAUUAAAUGUAUGUCUAUAAUACGAAAAUGAUACAUUUUUUCAAUUUGUUUAAUUUAUUUCAUAAUAUAUUGAAUUAACUUUCUAUAAAGGUGGCACUACACGAUCGUCCAACUCCAAAUGUUUACUAUAGUCGUAUUUUUAAUUAGACGAAGUCAACUGACGUUUACUGUGUUGUCAGUUUUUGAUGAAAUAAAAAUAGUGUUGUGACAAAGUGAAUGAUUGAAAAACUCCUGAAUUAAUGAAAUUGCCUCGAUUGUCUAGUGAAUAGUUAGUGUGCUGAACUGCCGAUAUCGGGUACGGGGUUCGAAUUUUAGUCGUGCUUUGUACAUACCAACGAGUUUUCGACGACUAUGUUCCUAUAAUAUCUACCUAUACUGAAUACCGAGUGUUUUAAACAUUAAGGAAAAUAUUGCGAGGAAACUUGUAAGACUGUCCUAUUUUCAAUACAUCAUGUAGUUGAAACUAUAGAUGUAUAAAAUAUAACAAUUAUAGGUAGGUAAUGAGAAUAAAAAAAAUCGCUUAUUACAUAAUUUGUUUUUAUUCAUUAUCAGAUAAAAAAUCAUCACUAUCGCUUUCGGUGACAUUAAUUAAAAAUCUGUCAGUAACAUUGUCAAUCAUGUGGUCGAGACCAUACAUUUUGUCUUCUUUUUUAAUUAUAUGAGACACGCAGCUAUUCCAUUUUUCAGGUGUGAUAUGUUGAAGUCCUUCUUCAAAAAGUUUUUUUACUUCUGUCAUUUUGAAGGUUUUGUUAUUUCUUGCAACAUAUCCUUUAGCCUGCGCCCAUACCAACUCAAUGGGAUUGAGCUCACAGUGGUAUGGGGGCAGACGUAAAACAAUUAUCCCAUGCUGCGCUGCCAUCUCGUCCACAACAUACUUAUCGCAAUGUUCUUGCUUGUGCUGCCGUACAAUGUCUAUAAGAGUAGCUUUAACCAUUGUUGCUUCGAAUGAAAUAUUUUUGCUCGUUAGCCACUCUAGUAUUCUAGGUUUAGUCCAAGACAUUUUAGGCAGCGAUUCUAGUUUCCCGGAGUGGUAGGGGGCAUUAUCCAUCACUACUACGGAAUUUGGUUUUAGUUUUGGCAAGACCCCCCUAAACCACUUCUCAAAGGAAUCGGCAUUCAUCUCUUGAUGAUAAUCUUCUUUAUUUUUUUUGGCUUCAAAUAUUAAUAAGCUGUCUUCUACGAAUCCUUCUUCCCCGCCUAUAUGGCCGAUAAUUAAUCGUUUGCCCUUUCCUGAAGGCUGUUUUAAGCCAGUGGUCAAGCCAUCUAGGAAGGCCUGGCGGGACGAUAACACUGUCUGGUCAAUCCAUGCCUUCUUCGGUGCAUGACCUUCAAGAUAGUGAAAAAUAUCAAUUAAUUAUUGAAAGUACAAUUUAAUGUAAAGAAAACAGAAAAUUGUAAUUACCUUCGUUGAUCCAGGUUUCAUCUUGGUAAUAAAUAUACCUUCCUUCCCUUCGAUACUCUUUAAUUUUUCGAAGGUAUCGCUGGCGCCAUAGAAUAAUGUCCUGUCUGUCAAUUAAAAUGCUGUGUCUUGAUUUUGUGACAUAUUUGAAAUUUAAAUGUUUCAUAACAUUUCUUAAUGUACUCCAAGAAAAAUUGGGUAAGUCUGGGUCUUCAUUGACAACCUUAAGAAUCUGUAAAGUAAUAAAAAUAUGUUUUGAGUAAGGAAGUCUACGCAAUCUAAUACUUUGGUUUUACAAAGAACAUUAUGGUGGACACAGAAUAUAAUGCAGUAGAAGGAAUAAAGUUUAAGUUACCUUUAUAAUGGUGGGUGACUCAUUUGCAUAAAAAAAAUUAUGUACUUUUCGCCUUAUAGCGGCAAAAGUAAAAUCGUCUAAUUUAUCUUUGAAACUGUGUUUCGGUCCACGUUUCUCGGGAGACUUAAAUUGUUCAUUUUCUUUGCAUUCUUUUAACACACUGUAAACUGAGGUCACACCAAUUCCCAAAAUGUCAGCUGUUUUCGAAACACAUUCUUUUUUUUCGGGGGCCUCAAUAGGUAAUAGUGAAGCAGCUUUUUCCUCAAAUACGUGUUUGUAGACGUUUUGUAUCAUAAGUUUUUCGGUAACGCUUAAAGCAAUCCGUGGUCUCUUCUUUCUUGGAGACAAGCUUUGGCUUGACGUGCUUGGUUGAGGAUCCAUAUCAUUUGUACGAAACAAUAUAGCAACAAAUAAACACAACAAUUACCACAAACACAACGUAACGAAAAACUUAACAAAAACAAUAACUAAACAGCGUGAGCGCAGAAAAAACAUUCGUGCUAUCAGACCAGAGGUUAGAAGCCGAAUAACAAACAAAAUGGCGACCGACGCGCGCGGCGUUGAUCGGUGUUGGCAGUAGUCGCCGCGCCGCGCUUUGUAAUAAAACCUCAAAAAACUGAUUGUAGUUACAUACUACUAGUAACUUAUAUCAGAGCACUUUUAUACAAUUUUAUUGUAAAAUAGAAAUAAUAUUCUUUUAUAGUUUGAAAUGAUUAACUAUACACACUCAUUGUUCAUUCAUCUGAUUGAACGAGAACUGAACGCAUCACUAUUACUUUAAAUAUGGCAACAUUAUUUUACAAAGUGACAUUAGCUACUGUCAGUUGGCUUCGUCUAAUUAAAAAUACGACUAUAGAAUCUUUUUUCAUUUGCAAAUGUUUAAGCGUACCUGACUCGCGGGGGCAAGGACAGGUUAUGUUGGAUUCGAACCGAUUGAAACCCCAUGGUGUUCCACCUUCCUCAAUUAUAAGCAGAGCCACGGGAACUCUUUCGCGCACAUCUGCAACUUUAUUAACGCUAGACGCCAUUUUGCUUCCCCUCGGGAGGGGACAACUCCUCCCCCUUUCUUCUCGUCAUGCGAGUCGCACUUUCCUAUAGGGCGAUCUUCACCCCCACCAAGCUCUAAAAGGGCAGAGGUCGGGGAUUCUGGUUUUUGAACCCAGCGGUGGAUCUGUUCUACGUCUCUGCCGCGAACUACUUUUUUUAACUGCUAUACUACCCGAUGGUAAGUGGUAAUGUAGCUGAAGACGUUCAAACGAAAACGGUAAGAUUUACCUUAAUGAAAGCCUAGUCACUUUUGCCUUGAAGACACAUUUGUAAAGGGACGGGAAACACAAAUUAUUCCAUUCUGUUAUUGUAAGCAUGACUAAUGUUGAAGCAAAUCCUUUUGUUCGAAUGCGUGAUAAGUUGACUACAAAUUGGUGGGGGACUGCCCGACUACCAACACUCCUCCUCCUCCGUGACUCUACUUUGGCUGCGACGGUACGAGGGAGGACCGGUUUGUACGAAUGGCGAACUCUGUCAUACUCCUUAUCCGAACCUUCUCUACACAUUAAGUGUUUUAGGGUUGGACGAUCCGUGCAGAGCCGAAAAAUAUUGUUUUACCAUUAUAUGAGAAAACUGUCGAUACAAGGGCAUCCACGACUUUUUCUGCCACCAGGGCCGCGCCACUUAGUAAUGAGGUGAUAUUUGACAGAUUUCAUAGCAGGAAAAGACAAUUUAAUCCGAAAAUGUAAAAGUUUAUGUUCUUUCUGAAAUAUUAGCAAUAUUUAAUAUUAAUUACAUAAUAAAUGAACAAUCAUACUACAAAAAUAUUUCUAAAAAUAGAAAAAAAAACAUUGUUGUCUGUAUUUGCACACUCUAGAAACCGAUAAACUUUUAAUAAAUCGUAAUUUCUUUAAUAUAAUGACCAUGUGUAACUAAUAACUUCAACUCACUCCCAACUAGCGACAUCUGGUGAGCGUAAAAUUAUUAGCCCUCAUUGAUGCAGCACGUUAAGUUUAUCGUAGGUUUUGAAGGCAGCUUGGCCAAUAGAUUAAACCAACGUCAAUCUUCAAGCUUUUACAUUUUUUAAGCACUUGUUUUAUAAUUUCCAUUAAUUUUUCAAAUGUCUACGUACAUAUUAUAAUAAAAAAUAGUAGUUUGCUUAUGUCAACGUCAAGGUUCGUCAAAACUCUGUUGAUACAUAACCUAUAACUAAAAAUGCAAAAAAAAUUAAUAUCAUACGUAACCCGAUCAGUGAAAAAUACACAAAUACACAGUGAAAAAAAAUCGACAUAAAAAAAUACAUGAAAAAAAAAAUACGCACAAGCAAUUUUUGUUGUUUUUUUUAUUAACCUAAAAUAUAUCAAGUAUAACUAACAUACAGCCCUUAUCAAUUAAAAAUGUGCGAAUCAAAAAUGUAAUUUAUAUAAGUUAAUUAAUGUUUAUUUUAUUUAUAUAAAUAAAUUACUGUUUAUAAUGAUAUUUCCAUUCUAUAGUGUAUUGAGUUCACUAUUCAAAUGAAUAAAGAAUUUAGAUAAUAAUAUUUUCAAAAACUUAUUUAUUUAUGAAUACAGACUAUGAAACGGAAUAGCUCAUAAAAAAUAUUAAUUACAUUCGUUGCAGUCAACGUAUAACCUUGCAGUUACUUUGACAGCGCGGGAAUGCGAGACUUUUCUGCCACCAGUAUAGCGUCACUUAGGAAUGAGGUGAAAUAUUUGAUGGACAGAUUGCAUGGAGGUUAAGUUAAAUUGUUAGAAAAGUGCAAUGGUUAAUGUUUCUUGCUGUAAUAUCAAUUACAUUUUAUAAUUAACUAUACUAAAAAUUAAUAAACUAAACAAAGGAAACUUAAAAAAAAAAAGAGUUAAAAACGUGCAAAAAAUUAAAAAGCAAUCCACUGAGGUAUUGUUUUGUUUAUUAAUAUAAUACUCUAGAAACUGAUAAACUUUUACAUAAAACUAACUGCUCAAUUAAAUGACAUUGUGUAACAAAAAAUUUCACCUCAGUCCCAACUAGCGACAUCUGGUGAGUGGAAGAUGAGUUCUCAUUGGUGCUGUUAAAAUGGCGGUGCUGCAAACAUAAGCGUGUUAUAGUCAAAAUGGUAUGCGACGCGAUAUCAGUAGGUAAAGCAAUUGUUUCGUAGGUAAACGCGGCAGGCGAUGGAUGUAACUAUAGUUUAUAGGUACAUAUUAGUUAUUGAUUGAUUAAUAUAUAUUUUGUAUCUGUGACAUUCACCAAGCUAUGUGUAAUUUAUAUUGUAUGUCGGCAAGAGAGAAGGAUUGUUUCAAAUACAAUAUCCUG
Parnassius mnemosyne (clouded apollo) is the source of this 6067-nucleotide messenger RNA. Lineage: Eukaryota; Metazoa; Arthropoda; Insecta; Lepidoptera; Papilionidae. The record is from the annotation of a GenBank genome assembly.